UGCAAAUUAUGAUAUGGGUCUUGGAAAUUAUGAAGAAAGAACAGAAAUUGAUUCCAAUCUAUUUUUUCAGGAAAAUGAGAAAGAUUUAACAAUUCCAUUAUCUGAGUGUUUCUUUAAUAAAAAUACUUGGGAGCAAUGGAUACUAGUCUCUGGCAAAGUUGUUAAGAACUUCUGGUCAAAUUCACAAAAAAAAAAAAUACCUUCUCAGGAAUCACAUGAAUUAUUAAGAAAAGCCAUUGGAGAACUUAAGCUUUUAAAUAAUUUUAAUGAAAUUAUUAAAGAUAACAAUUGA
This is a messenger RNA of Diversispora eburnea, 292 nucleotides long. Lineage: Eukaryota; Fungi; Glomeromycota; Glomeromycetes; Diversisporales; Diversisporaceae. The record is from the annotation of a GenBank genome assembly.